Molecule: messenger RNA, 1874 nt
Organism: Brienomyrus brachyistius
Lineage: Eukaryota; Metazoa; Chordata; Actinopteri; Osteoglossiformes; Mormyridae
Product: histone acetyltransferase p300-like
Exons: 2
Coding region: 472-1116 (214 amino acids)
Biological process (GO): positive regulation of transcription by RNA polymerase II
Cellular component (GO): histone acetyltransferase complex; nucleus; transcription regulator complex
Molecular function (GO): histone acetyltransferase activity; chromatin DNA binding; transcription coactivator activity
Source: RefSeq, a predicted model, not a curated record
UUUGUUGUUAAGUUCUUUUGUGCAACCGUUAAGGGAAAUUUAAGGGAUUCAUUAACUAUAAGACCAAGAUAAUGGGAAAAUCUAAGUACUUGACUGAAGGAAACCUUAAGGAGAAGACUUAAGGGUGUUUUGCGCAACCGACUUUAUAUCAAGGAAACCUUAACUCGGAAUUUAAGGAAAUCAUAACUUCAAGUAUUUUGUGCAACCGUGCCUAGUAUCUUACUAUCUAUCCAUCCAUUUUCCAAACCGCUUAUCCUACUGGGUCGCGGGAGUAUCUUACUAGCUUCAAAGUAAACCGGCUUCACCCUGCGGCGGAUGUGACGCCAUUUCUGGUAUCAUAGUGGACUUCCUGUCUCCAGUGGAUCUGUAGCCAGACGCCAUUGUAUCUAAUAACAGUGGAUCUGCAGCCAGGCCUUUUUCACGUCUACGAACAAGUUGUCGUGCAUCGUGUGCAAGAAGACUUCUCUGUCCAUGGCCAGCAGCAGCCAGGGGGCCGAGGCCACUGAGAGCCCGCAGGACAGCCGGUACCCAAGUUUCCAGCGCUGCAUCCAGUCUCUGGUGCACGCCUGCCAGUGCCACAAUGCCAGCUGCACGGUGCACGCCUGCCAGAAGAUGAGGCGCAUGGUGCAGCAUUCCAAGGGCUGUAAGCACAAGACCGACGGCGGCUGCCCCAAUUGCAAGCAGCUGAUUGCGCUCUGCUGCUACCACGCCAAGCACUGCCAAGAUAACACGUGCCCCGUGCCCUACUGCCUCAAAGUCAGGCGAAAGAGCAUGCGUCAGAGCACGGCCACCCUGUCCCCGCAACAGCAGCAGGAGGCCCCUCCCCAGCAGCGGCUCCCCCCCCAGGGGCCCCAAAUAGCUAUGCCCAUGGAGAGGCCCCUGAUGCCCCAGCAGCCACCCUGCCUGCCUGGGACUGCUCCGCCACCGCAGAGCCCCUCGCAGGAGGGGGGCCCCAUCGCUGGCGCCACUCUACAAGACCUCCUGCAUGCGCUUAAUUCCCCCAGCCCACUGCAACAGCAACAGGAAGUCCUCCGCAUCCUCAGGUCCAACCCGCAGCUCAUGGCCGCCUUCAUAAAGCAGCGGGAAGCCAAGUACCAGGCCAGCCAGCAGGCAUAGCAGCAGCGGUUGCAGCAGCGGUUGCAGCAGCGGUUGCAGCAGAUGAUGAUGCACCGGCGCAUGGCCACCAUGCACAGCCGAAGAUGAAACUUAAAAUGGAGAUAAUACUUUAUAAAAUCGUUCAAGUUACUACACAAAAUGCUUAAAUAGCUAAUUUCUUACUUGCAUACCAUAUUGUUAAAUAGGCAACAGGCAGAAACUCCUGGGCUGAGUCUAUUUCUAUUGGGGAUGUGAAGACGAAUAGUAUCUUUUGGUUAAACGUAGGGCUUGUUGUGCUUAAUGAUAUUACUCUGAAUCAUUUGCUAGAAGUUUGCAAUUUUACGCUCCUUGUCUUUUAGUGAAGGUUGGGAAGGGGGUGGUUAAUAGUAAUGCAGUUAAUAGUAAUGCUGUCUGAGAAGCGUCUCCUCCAAACUGCCCACCCGACGGGUCCGGACCAGUUACCUAAUGCCAGCGCUGGCCAGUGCGGUAAUGGUAAAGUAAUGGUGUGUCAUUAACAAUUUAUACACGAUUAAAAUAGGGGGAAACACCGACAGAGAUUCUUCUUGAGUUUGUUCCUAUGGUUGUAUACUCUGAUAAAACAUAAUUAUAUAUUUACAUGCUUUGUAAGUGUUGAGUGUGCGUAGCAAUUAUCAGUUUGUUUAGGUUUAGCAAGGUAUUGGAAUUAUUCAGUUUUAAUAGAUUAUUAAUGAACUGACCAAGGUAAAAACAUGUUUUCAGGCAACAGUUUCGAAGGUCUUUAAUAAAAACCAUUUCCCUCA